AUGAUUAAUUCCAUUUUAAAAAUUUUCUUCUUGGCAAUGCUCGGCAAAUUCGCAACCCUUGUGCUGAACCCAAUGGGAGAUCCGUCCAUCGUCAUGGGAAAGACAAACCAUCGUGACGGCAUAAACAUAAAUCUCUCAUAUGAUGGGAAAAUGAAAAAUGAGUUCAAAUUACAACUAAACGGAAAGACAGGAAUUGUUGAUACGCCAUUAAUUAUUCUUCAACCGACGGAAGAUGUUUCACCUGGAGAAUUAUAUAAAAGAUAUUUAGAUGAGAUGGAUGACCCUACAAAUAUUUCUGUGACAAAUAUCUUAACCAAUUUAAUGGACACCUUCGAGCCAAUUGAGCAGAAGAAGUUCUUAGAUAACCUUUUAGGUGAAAUCGAAACUCAUAUAGAAUUUUACGAAAGUCUUUCCCUCAAGUGA
Molecule: messenger RNA, 423 nt
Organism: Plasmodium gonderi
Lineage: Eukaryota; Apicomplexa; Aconoidasida; Haemosporida; Plasmodiidae
Exons: 6
Coding region: 1-423 (140 amino acids)
Source: RefSeq, a predicted model, not a curated record